Hymenoscyphus albidus is the source of this 330-nucleotide messenger RNA. NCBI's taxonomy places the organism in Eukaryota, Fungi, Ascomycota, Leotiomycetes, Helotiales, Helotiaceae. The record is from the annotation of a GenBank genome assembly.
AUGUUACAAAUCGAGGAAUCGAUCGCGAAGCAUAGGUUUUGUGAGCAGGAGAUUCUCGACGCCUUGGAACAUUUUGAGAGGAAUCUUGAAGUUCACGGUACGCUGGAGGGGGAUGGGAAAGGCGCAGAGGCUGGAUUCUAUAAGGAGACUAAGGAAUCUAUUGAGGGGUUGGCCGAGGAAUUAGGUCCGGGGCGUGAAAAGGAUGCUAUUGACAUGCUUAAAAAGGAGCUUGAGAGGGAAGAAGGGAUGGAGGAGUUGCUUGGUGGGUAUACGCAGGGUGUUGUGCUUGCCUAUUUGGAAUGGAAGAAAGGGGAGGAGGAGAGAAUUUAG